AUGGAUGAUAAACUGAAUGCUACAUAUUUAACUAUUGGUGGCUAUGUAGAAGUGAACAAAUACAGAUUUCUGUAUUUUUUUGUCACAUUGGCUCUUUAUACGCUUAUAAUUCUAAGUAAUUCCAUCAUUCUUUACCUGAUCUGGAGGCACCGGAGCCUGCAUGAGCCCAUGUACAUUUUCAUUGCAGCCCUGUCAGUGAACUCACUUCUGUUCAGUACUGCCAUCUACCCAAAGUUUCUCUUUGACUUUUUAUGUGAAAGACAGACCAUCUCUUAUCAAGCUUGUCUUUUUCAGCAUUUUCUAUUUUACACAUUAGGUGGUGCAGAUUUCUUGCUGUUGGCAGCCAUGGCUUAUGACCGAUAUGUGUCCAUCUGUAAUCCUCUGUUAUACCCGAUGAUCAUGACAAAGAGAACCGUGACGAUUCUGCUGUUUCUGGCUUGGUUCCUGUCCGGUUCUCAGGUUGCCGUCUCAGUUGUAAUCAGCAGUAACCAAAAACUCUGUCACUUCACCCUCAGAGGAAUUUUCUGCAACAACUCAGUCUUCAAGCUUACCUGUCAGACGUCGAGGGUGAACUCAAUAUAUGGAAUUGUUGUGCUGAUCAAUAUUCUCGUUCUUCCUGUGCUUUUCAUACUUUUCACAUACACAAAGAUACUUCUAAUAACCUACAGAAGCAGCAAAGACAUCAGAAGAAAGGCUGCAGAGACGUGUUUACCUCAUGUGCUGGUUUUAAUAAGCUUCUCACUUUUGUGUGUGUAUAAUAUCAUUGCAGCUCGAGUUGAUCUCAAUUUUCCAAAAGUUGUGCAUUUGAUCAUGUCUUUACAAGUAGUAUUGUAUAAUCCUCUUUUAAAUCCCAUUAUUUAUGGCGUGAAAAUGAAAGAGAUUAAUAAACACCUCAGGAAGUUGUUGGGCCUUGUCAAAGAAAGUCAUUAA
This is a messenger RNA of Salarias fasciatus (jewelled blenny), 930 nucleotides long. RefSeq names its product olfactory receptor 51E1-like. Gene Ontology annotation, cellular component: membrane. Gene Ontology annotation, molecular function: G protein-coupled receptor activity; olfactory receptor activity; odorant binding. NCBI's taxonomy places the organism in Eukaryota, Metazoa, Chordata, Actinopteri, Blenniiformes, Blenniidae. The record is from RefSeq and is a predicted model, not a curated record. The coding region runs from base 1 to 930 and encodes 309 amino acids. The transcript has a single exon. Gene Ontology annotation, biological process: G protein-coupled receptor signaling pathway; detection of chemical stimulus involved in sensory perception of smell.